Messenger RNA from Somion occarium, 3131 nucleotides. The record is from the annotation of a GenBank genome assembly. Lineage: Eukaryota; Fungi; Basidiomycota; Agaricomycetes; Polyporales; Cerrenaceae.
AUAGAACCAAGUAUCAGGCUGUACCUUCACCACCUACCAGUAACGAAUAUCCAUCGGCACGCCGUUGCCAUUAUCUCUUGUGAGAUUUGUCUCGGUUGGUAAUUUCCUACCCUUGAAUACUAUUACCGUGAUGUUUGACUUACUACGCGAAGAUUCCCACGGUUCGAUUGUGCGACUCACUUUUACAGUUGUAUCCUCUUUCCUUACUAUUGUAAGAAAAUCCACGCAAACCGCCUGCAAGCCGAGUCCCCACUUUGAUUGUGCGCACGGUCCACACUCCGGAACCUCUCCUUUGUUUAUGUGGCCAGGGCCACACUCAGCGCAAACUCGCUAAAAAGCCCAGACUCUCCGAGGACUCUCGCCGCUUUCAUCUCUGCCGACGACACUACUGGCAUCCCUGAUUUCUUUGACGAGCCAGGCCCCCCAACCUCUCAAGUUACUGAAGCUGAGACCGACAGCGAUUCACAGACUCUUGGAACUCCGGAACGCGGUGGCACGCCAACGCCCAUCAAACCGUUCCCUGCUUUUCCUCGACACUCAUCUAGGUGUUCCCAUUACUCCUGAUAAAGGCCGUCACGAGCGAAUCUCGAAUAAUACUCAGAGUACACCAUUUGCACCUUCGAAGCCCGCAGGGAUGAUACACCUAGAUCGCACCCGGGAUAACAUGAACCCUCUUCUCCGUCGUGACCUCGAAGAAAGAAAGACCGUCAAUCUUGAUAUAUGGAUUCAGGCUGUGACCGGUAGAAGCCCUGAAACAAUACGUCAAUGGUCGGAUAUUAUACGCCAAGAUAAAUUUUGUACUGAUGCUAUCAUCGACGACGCCGUUACGGAAUACUGUGCACUCGAGAAGCACGAAACUUAUCGCUAUCGCCCUUGGUGCCAAAUGGCCAAUAGGAUACUUUCCUUGGCUCGUAAAAAUAUCGAGUCCCUACCUCCGUACGCUUACGCUGACGUUCAGUACUAUCGCAAUGACCCUAUUAUCGUUGAAGGGAAUGGACGCUGGGAUGAGUAUGCUCAUCGUAAACCCGACGUGGUCUCGAUGCGCAAGGCCACUUUCGAUCACACGUGGAGCAGAGUUCAGGGUCAGCCAGAUCCACUCAAUCCACGCAUGAACAAACUCUGUUGGCCGGAGAUUGUCUCUCUCACGGAAUUCAAGGACGUGCCUGACCGACAUCUUGUGGAACUCGAAAAGACAUGGCAUCUGGUAUUGGAGGCCGCGAAGGGCCGCAAAGGUGAGCUGGCAAGUCUUGAAGUCAAAGAUAUGCCCCCACGAAGGUCGCCUCGAAAUCACGCAGCUUCCACUUCCGGAACUGGGAUCACAUCAACACCUGCAGACAUCCCUCGUGCUCCUAAAAGCUCUCGUAUAUUAAUCAGUGCAGGGCAGAAACGCAAGAAUACACAGUUCGCCAGUCAGGCAGUCGAGAAGAAACCAAGGGUCAGCCAGGAGCUUGAGGAGGAAGACAAACCUGAAGAGUCCACGAGUUCUGAUCCUCCAAAGAACGUUGUGGAACAAGUCGGCAGUUACGCUCUCGAAAUGCUCGCUUCGACUCACGGAACACGGUUACACAGCAUAAUACCUCUCAUUCAAGGAUCAAAAGUUCAGUUUUGGUAUGCCGAUGCCUCUGGCUUCGUCGUCUCGACGGAAAUCUGCUGGAUUUCAAACUUCGACAAGUUUGCUGCUCUCCUUGUCGCUUUAAACUGCUGUACUGAAGAGGAUAUGGGUCUUCGUAUGCCAGGCAUUACAUUACCUACAAAAAAGGGUAGACAUCCUUCUCCCGACCCCCCUCUGACACUCCAGGGUGCCACUUUGACUAUGGAACAUCCUGACGGCGGAAAUAUCGAAGUCACCAUGGGCGAGGAAAUCUUCACUCAAUACAGUCUGGUGGGUCGACGCACCAACGUCUACAACAUCAAGACGUCUCCUGGGGUGGCUGAUUGCGACCUAGUGAUCAAGAUGUCUUUCCAGCCGGUUUGCCGACAUCCUGAACAAGACAUACUCAGACUAGCCGAGAAUGCGGGUGUUGAGCAUAUUCCCAAGGCCUACAUUUGGACGAAUCAGCGCACUGAAUGGCGUUUAUCUAAUGGUAUUCGAGGUCGCUUCUGGCCUGACAACUCAACCGAUCAAUACUACGAUGAGCGUAGUUUCAGAUGGAUAAUCUUCAAAAAAUACUACGCGCUUGAAAAGGCUCUUGAUCCUCUUAAUAUGGGCUAUCUUUUCCGGCAGCUUUUGGACUGUGUCAAUCAACUGCGUACCAAGGCUUGCAUUCUCCAUCGCGAUAUUAGUCUGAGCAAUCUCAUGUACGAUAUUCGCGAUGGCACCAUCUACCUGAUCCUCAAUGACUUCGACCUCAGUAGUGUGGUCGACCAGAAUGGCGAGCCAACUGGAGCGACCGCCCGUCACCGGACAGGGACGCUCCCUUUCAUAGCCGUGGAUCUUCUUCAUAAUCCGGAUUCUCCCCAUUACGUUAGGCACGAUAUCGAAAGUAUUUUCUACGUUGCAACGUGGUGUGCAAUCAAACUUCCCCUGGAGGAUACUACUGUGUCUGAGACCCAGAGACGCAGGGCUCAACUCCAGGAUUGGGAGCUGCAUGGAGCGAAGUCAGUUGCCCGUGUCAAAAUAGAGAUAUUGCACAGCGAUAGAUUCGUCAAACUUCCUCUCUCUGACGACUAUGCUCCCUACCUACCAUGGCUUUACCAAAUCUGCAAAGUUAUGGAAGCAGGGCAGAGGGCAAUUACCGAUAGGAAACGAGAACUGGCAGUCAUGGGCAUUAUUGCAGAAGACAGCUUCAACGCUGAAACAUGUGGUGGUCAUAUCACUUAUGAGAACGUGAAGAAAGCCAUGUCGGUGGGUAUGGCUUCCGUUUGUAAGGCACUCACUAACGUUAUGGUGUAAUGACUUGUAAUUAUUUUACUACUACAUACUGUCAGUGCGCAUGAGUUUGUCUUUGUCGGGACAGCAACUUGAGAUAGAGUCUUCUUCGCGCCCCACUGCUCGUUAGUAUCUCUGAAUGUGUUGAAGAGGCAAUUGGGACAAAGUGCGGUCAAAUACGAGACUACUGAUUCAUUGUCAGUUUAUGGCACAACUUGGAGGGAUUUCUAAUAUACAUUUACCAUAUACAAGUAUUCUCCGC